Drosophila obscura is the source of this 494-nucleotide messenger RNA. RefSeq names its product bis(5'-nucleosyl)-tetraphosphatase [asymmetrical] (gene Apf). The transcript has 2 exons. The record is from RefSeq and is a predicted model, not a curated record. Gene Ontology annotation, biological process: ATP biosynthetic process; AMP biosynthetic process. Gene Ontology annotation, molecular function: bis(5'-nucleosyl)-tetraphosphatase (asymmetrical) activity. Lineage: Eukaryota; Metazoa; Arthropoda; Insecta; Diptera; Drosophilidae. Bases 40 to 474 code for a protein of 144 amino acids.
ACAAUCCUUUCCAACACUGGGACAGUCAUCACCAACAAAAUGAGAAAAGCGGCUGGUUUUGUUGUUUUUCGGCGUCUUUGUGGGGAGAUAGAGUACUUACUGUUGAAAGCCUCCUAUGGUAGCUUUCACUGGAGUGCACCCAAGGGUCACGUGGACCCGGGAGAGGACGAUUUCACCACAGCGCUGCGGGAAACUAAAGAGGAAGCCGGUUAUGACGAAAAGGACUUGAUUAUAUACCAGGACACACCAAUAACGCUUAAUUAUGAGGUCAGGUCGAAACCUGAAUCUCAGGCAAAGCCAAAAAUCGUGAUAUAUUGGUUGGCUGAGCUCCGAAAUCCCAACCAGGCACCUAUUCUCUCCGAUGAGCAUACGGAGUUUAAGUGGCUGGGCAAGGAGGCGGCCAAAGACUGCGCUGGUUUUAAGGACUAUAAAGAGAUGAUAGACAAGUUUCACGAAAUAAUUGUAAAAUUAUAAUUAAAAUAAAUGGAAAGUUG